Messenger RNA from Leptosia nina, 627 nucleotides. The record is from the annotation of a GenBank genome assembly. Lineage: Eukaryota; Metazoa; Arthropoda; Insecta; Lepidoptera; Pieridae.
AUGUUACCAAGGGUGUCUCUUAUCUUCGGCGGGAUCACGAUGUUGUCUGGCGUGGUGGGCGUUCCACUGGGGGCGUGGCUCGGCUCCUCACUCAUCAAACGCUUCCCGCGGUCGCAUCCAAUAAUUUGCGGGAUCGGACUCCUCAUCUCUGCGCCGCUGAUGACCCUCGCGAUGGUGCUGUGCGAAGGAUACUUCUACGCGCCGUUCGUGCUCAUGUUUUUCGGGGAGGUCGCUUUAAACCUCAACUGGGCAAUUGUCGCUGAUAUGUCACUGUACGUUGUGAUUCCUCCGAGGCGGUCGACAGCAGAGGCAUUCCAGAUUUUAAUAUCCCACAUGUUUGGAGACGCUGGCAGUCCCUAUCUUGUUGGUGUGAUUUCGGAAGCGCUAAAGCGUUACUACUCAACACCGCAAGAGCCGGCGAGUCAGAGUGCCAAGUUCCGAUCCCUUCAGUACGCGCUAUUCGUCACAUGCUUCGUAGAAGUCAUCGGCGGUGUAUUCUUCCUUAUAUCCGCGUUAUACAUCGUUAGAGACAAAGCCAAAGUGGAUAGAGCUAUUGCCGAGGCCGAAGCCCAAAAUGCCGAGCCAUCACACAGUAAUGCGCAAGAAGAAGCCUCCGUCGGUGAAUAA